GCUGAUGACGCUCUGCCGGCUUUUUGGCGGUAUUGUUUAUAAAUAAAAUUAUCCUAUUAAACGGCAUUCAAAAAUGUCCUGAAUGGCGUCUGAAUCGGACAGCACUACAUCCUGUUUUGUUCCACAUCUGGUCGAACAAGUCUUCAAUUUAUAUCGGAGUAAAGCAGAGUCCAAGAGCCUAACAGAAGAGGAACGUGGACAGUUCUUUUACGAUCUAUCCACUUUAUUGGGCCAGGAACUGGUCCUAAAAUCGCUGCACCUCCUGGACGACCACAACUUCGCCUUCUUCCACGCCAAAAACAAUCGAUCCGUGUGCGUGGUAGAGAUUUCCAAGGGAAACGAGUUCUUCCGCUUGAUUCCGGGCGUAAGUUUCUGCAAGUGCGAGUUCUUCCAGUGCCACGUGCUGCAGUUGCCCCGAGGCAUCCUCUACCCCGACGUCCCCAGUGGCCAACAGGGCAUUUUGGAAGACUGGAGCGAGGAUAGCUGGGUGUCCUUCACCUGCCCGCACAUCCUGGCAUUGCGGCUCCAUCAAUUUCUGAAGCACACGGGUCGGAAAACCAGCGAGCAGAUCCUUAAGAAGGAAGAUAUCAAGGAGCUGCAGAGGGACGUCUUUCGGGACUAG
Molecule: messenger RNA, 622 nt
Organism: Drosophila teissieri
Lineage: Eukaryota; Metazoa; Arthropoda; Insecta; Diptera; Drosophilidae
Gene: Sws1
Exons: 2
Coding region: 83-622 (179 amino acids)
Source: RefSeq, a predicted model, not a curated record